UCUAGAAUGGAUACAGCUAUUGUCAACAUGUACUUUUUGUAGCAGAUUUAGAAUAAUUUAUUACGCAGUUUAGGAUAACUAACGCAUCAGAUUAGGAUUAUUAGGUUAAGGCUAGGAAAAGAGGAAGGUUUAGCUGAUAUUCAAAACAUGUCAAUAAUAUACUUUUAUCGACAAUUUGACAAAAGCUGUAUCCCAUCUAGGCAUGACCUUGUUUAGCUGGCUAUCUAGCUAUUUGUCCUGUAUUUUUAAACGUUUUCUAAUUUUAGCAGCCCGGUUUAUUAACCCGAAUAUUUGGUCUCGGGAAUAAAACAGUAGCACCGAUGACCGACUGCGAGGGACUUCAAGACGUUUCAUGUAGUUUUUACUCCUGAAGAAUAUGGAGGUAGUGGACAGUCCUCUUAACCUCGCCCAUCAGCAGUCCAGGAAGGCAGACCGCUUGUUGGCAGCUGGUAAAUAUGAAGAAGCUAUUUCCUGCCAUGGGAAAGCUGCAGAGCUGCUGAGGGAAGCCAUGAAGUUAACAGAAUGUGAACAGGCUGGCUUGUCCAUGGCGCUCCAGAGAGACAGCCACGUGAAGCAGCAGCGGCUUAUUGAGGAGAAGUGGAAGAGGACCAGACAGGAGGGCAAUCCCAUGGUCCUCCUGAGCCACCCCUCUACCGACCAGCCCCCCGGCCUCGUGACCAACGAGCCCCCCCGCCACCCAGAGAGGGAGUACGACACCUGGCUGUACCUCCUGAAGAACAAGGGCUCCCCCCCUCCCCCCACACCCUGCCCCGGCAGCAAGGCCCACAAGGAUGAUAAGACCCGUCUGGAGGAGCAGCAGACCACCAUCGCCAGCCUGCGGCGCCACAUAGACAUUCUGCUGGGAGAGAACGAGAAACUGACCCAGGACAACAAGCGCCUGCGAGGGGAGAACAUCCGGCUGAAGAGGGAUGCAGCGGACACAGACUUACUGGAGAAAUCAGAGCUGUGGGUUCUUCCCCAGUCAGAGGAGAGGAGGAACAAGGACAUCUCCAUACCUAACCUGCCCCCUCUGGAGAUGCCCACCCAGGACAUCUCUCUGGACGACCUGCCUGCCCUGGAGCUCCCCGAGGACAUCCAGCACGAACUGCAGGCGCUGCUGGACAGAGACGACAAGCUGUGAGGAGACAGGCGGACAGACAGCCCAGUACUAACUAACUAAAGGAAGCCUCUCUACAGAGAGACUGUCCAGACUGGACUGGAAGAAAGCUGGCAAAUCUCAAUAAGUGUUUGAUUGGUUGGUGACCUCAGGCACUAGAUAGCAACCACAAAUGGUCACCGUGACAAGUUGGUAAAGGUCAUUUCUCCUAGUUCUGUCUGUCUCCUCAGUGUCUCUACUAGUGGGUACUACAUCUCGUUCACAUACACACACAAAACAAACUCUUUGCAGAAAUUGUGCCUUUGAAAAUGUCUGAAAUGAAGUCAAAAGGGAGGUGACCAUCAUCAGUGAUCUCCCUGCUUUGAUAACAGGCCUCUAUAUCUGGAGGCCCUGAUUGGUCGACUGGGACGACCUGCUAACCCUCUGAUACCCACCAGGGGCGACCUACUGACCCUCUGAUACCCACCAGGGACGACCUACUGACCCUCGGAUACCCACCAGGGACGACCUACUGACCCUCCGAUACCCACCAGGGACAACCUACUGACCCUCCGAUACCCACCAGGGACGACCUACUGACCCUCCGAUGCCCACCAGGGACGACCUACUGACCCUCCGAUACCCACCAGGGACGACCUACUGACCCUCCGAUACCCACCAGGGACGACCUACUGACCCUCCGAUACCCACCAGGUACGACCUACUGACCCUCCGAUACCCACCAGGGACGACCUACUGACCCUCCGAUACCCACCAGGGACGACCUACUGACCCUCCGAUACCCACCAGGGACGACCUACUGACCCUCCGAUACCCACCAGGGACGACCUACUGACCCUCCGAUACCCACCAGGGACGACCUACUGACCCUCCGAUACCCACCAGGGACGACCUACUGACCCUCCGGUACCCACCAGGGAUGACCUACUGACCCUCCGGUACCCACCAGGGACGACCUACUGACCCUCCGAUACCCACCAGGGACGACCUACUGACCCUCCGAUACCCACCAGGGACGACCUAUUGACCCUCCGAUACCCACCAGGGACGACCUAUUGACCCUCCGAUACCCACCAGGGACGACCUACUGACCCUCUGAUACCCACCAGGGACGACCGACUGACCCUCUGUUACCCACCAGGGAUGACCGACUGACCCUCUGAUACCCACCAGGGAUGACCUACUGACCCUCUGGUACCCACCAGGGAUGACAUGAUGACAGCCGCUGCAGUGGAGCCUCUUUGGAGCCUGAUCUACAUCCAUAGUGUGUGAGUGUUGAUGUGUUGUUGUGUUGAGCCCCACCAGCUGUCUGCCAGAUGUCUGGUGGGGAGAGUAAGGCUGCAGAAUACCAAGAACCUUUAAAUGAAAACCUGGUUGGAUGCUUCCGGAUUCUCUGCUUAUUCCAAACCAGGAUUUCUGUAAAACUAGAUCAUUUAUUGAAGGUUCCUGGAAUUCUGCAGCCCUAGUAGAGAAGAGUAUCACUGAGUGAAACUGCAGUUUAAAUCCUCUCACCUUUCCUUCAUCCUCAUCAUUUUUUACCAACAACCUGUGAAGGAGUUUAGAUGUUAAAGCUGAAUGGUGUUUGUCUUUCAGCCCUUCAAUGCAACGUUUGUUUCUUUGGCAUUUUAAAUGUUUCUUAAUAAAUGAAAACAAGCGUA
Molecule: messenger RNA, 2775 nt
Organism: Oncorhynchus kisutch (coho salmon)
Lineage: Eukaryota; Metazoa; Chordata; Actinopteri; Salmoniformes; Salmonidae
Product: nuclear receptor-binding factor 2
Exons: 4
Coding region: 377-1141 (254 amino acids)
Biological process (GO): autophagy
Source: RefSeq, a predicted model, not a curated record